CUGCGCAUGUGCGGGGCCCCAGCCACCCAUAAACUACCGGAGGCUCUGCGGACCGCAAGCUAUGGCGCUGACGGACACGAGCCUGUUGCGCCAGUGUCCUCUGCUUCUGCCCCAGAACCGGGAGAAAACUGUGUAUGAAGGAUUCAUUUCCGCUCAGGGAAGAGACUUCCACCUUAAAAUAUCGUUGCCCAAAGAUUUACAACUGAAGAAUGCAAGAUUACUGUGUAGUUGGCAGCUGAGAACAAUACUUAAUGGAUACGAUCAAAUAAUACAACAGAGAUUGCAGCACUCUCCUGAUCUAAUGAGCUUUAUGAUGGAAUUGAAGAUGGUUUUGGAAGCUGCUUUAAAGAAUAAACAAGAGCUAUAUGUACCACCUCCUCCACCCCAGUUCUACUCAUGCCUUAUUGAAGAGAUAGGAGCUCUUGGUUGGGAUAAACUUGUAUAUGUGGAUCCUUGCUUUAGCACCAUUAAGUUAAAAGCUGAAGAUGCUUCUGGUAGAGAGCAUCUAAUCAAUCUCAAGUUGAAAGCAAAGUACCCUGCAGAAGCACCAGAUUGUUUUGUGGAUUUUCCUGUUCCAUUUUCUGUUUCUUGGACACCACAGAGCUCCUUAAUAAGCAUUCAUAGUCAGUUUUUGGCAGCAUUAGAAUCACUGAAGGCAUUCUGGGAUGUUAUGGAUGAAAUUGAUAUGAAGACUUGGGUACUUGAGCCAGAAAAACCUUCACGGAGUGCAACGGCACGCAGAAUUGCAUUAGGGAACAAUGUUUCAAUAAAUAUUGAGGUAGACCCCAGGCAUCCCACUAUGCUUCCUGAGUGCUGCUUUCUUGGAGCUGACCAUGUGGUAAAACCGCUGGGAAUUAAGCUGAGCAAGAAUAUACAUUUAUGGGAUCCAGAAAACAGUCUGUUGCAAAACUUGAAAGAUGUUUUAGAAAUUGAUUUUCCAGCUCGUGCUAUCCUGGAAAAAUCUGAUUUCACUAUGGAUUGUGGAAUUUGUUAUGCUUAUCAACUUGAUGGUGCAAUUCCUGAUCAAGUGUGUGAUAAUUCCCAGUGUGGGCAACCUUUCCAUCAAAUAUGCUUGUAUGAGUGGUUGCGAGGACUACUGACUAGUAGACAGAGUUUUAACAUUAUCUUUGGUGAAUGUCCAUAUUGUAGUAAGCCAAUUACCUUGAAAAUGUCUGGGAAGAAAUCCUGAAAUGAGAACAUAAUAUUUCUGUGAAGAACUGGAAACUUAAAAUUUUACCAAAAGGAUUUUAUCUAUCUUCAGAGAAAAUACAGAGUGAGAAAUACUAAAAUCAAAAGAAAAAGUAUGAUUAAGCUGUAACGGUACACAUCUGCCUUUGUCUCUUCACUAAGAGUGAACUGGGAAAUUGUAGGCCAAAGUCCUCUACAACUUUCUAAGUCUGUGAUGCUCAUUCUGAUUGUGGAAGUAUCAUAUGUAUACCAGUAUGGAGAUUCUGACUUGCUGAAUAUAUCUGGACUGGUAAAAUCUUGAUGAUAUUCAUGAAAUGCAUUUGGGAGUUGUAUACAGCUGGAUUUUUGUGGGGAACUUUUUACUUCAUUGAGAAAUUCUUGAGGCUCAUGAUAUAUUUGUCUUCUCCUUGAGCUUUCCUAUGGAAAAAUACAUAUAUAGUUUGUUAUUCAAGUAUUUAUUAUGUGUACUCUAUAAGAAUGCUAAGAAAAACUUGGUAUACAGCAUGAUCAAGAUUUUGUGCACAUGGUUUUCUGAGAAAUUAAUUUUUAGGGAAAGAUCCUGGAUAUUAGAGUUUAUAAAAUCCUGACAUCCAAUAAUGAAACCUGAUUGAUUUGACUGGUUCUUUGAAACUACGUUAGCUAGGCCAGCUCUUAAAUAAUUUCUAAUGCAAAGUAUAAAAUUUUAAAGAAAAUUUUCAUCUAGAUGCAUAUUUUUAAAAAGUGUCCUUGACAUUUACUUAACUUUACAUUAUGCACAUAUGCCUAAGAUCUGUGUUUUUAAUCUAAUAAUAGGAUAGAAUAUUGAAAGUGAAUUUUCUUGGCAAGACAAAAAACUUGGUUUAAUCUUAUAGGAGUAAGUAAGUUAGUUGUAUUUGGAAGCUUUUGGUUAAUAAUUAAUAUAAAAUAUAAUCAUUCUCAACCUUUUGCAUACCUUGGUAACUCAGAGGCUAUACACAGCCAGAGGAAUUGCCCCAGAGGAGAAUAUUGUGGCAUACCUUUUGGAAAGCUACAGCUACAGACCAACCACUAUAGACUAAGUCAACAUUGACAUAAAACCAAAACUUAGUUGUAAGAAAGUUUUAGGAACUGCUUCAAAGUUUUCAGUAUUAUUACUUUGGCCAAAGCCUCAAGAAUCAGUUUCUUGCUCACCAUCUAAGUGGCUUAAAGUCAAAAGUUGUUCUAUUUCUGCUUCACCUUGGUGACCUGGGCUGCCCGCUCCUCAUACCAUUUUUCAAAUAAAUUAAAAGAGAAACUUACAAAACUAGACAAAAUAUUUUAAUCCUCCUCCUUGUUAAUUUCAUCCAGACCAUCUGAUGCAGUGCCAUUGUUCAGAGCAGCCACCUCUAAAUAGCCAUCCCCCCCCCCCCCCCUUUUCAGGAACCAAAGUUUUAGAAGGUCAGAAAUGACUUCUGAAACAAGAGAGACGUUUAGGAGGCUCUUAAGCUUUCCUCAUUGAAAAAAAAAUUACUUGGAGUUAGGUAACUAACUUUAAAAUACUCUUUAAAACCUGAGAGCUAAUAAUACAGUUUUCCUAAAGUUCUGUUAGCUCUAUUACUAAAAGCAAAAUAAGUGAGGAGUUACUCCGAUGGGCCCCAUAAGCAUUUUCUUCCAUAAAGAAAAAGAAAAAUGCCAUCAAAUGGUAUAUUUCUAAAGUCCCAGUGAACUUAAGCAGCAUUUACAUAUUACUUACUUGAUUGUGGAAGUGGGAGGUGGGUGUCAAGAAUAGUCAAGUUAUUAAAACUUUAAGAUACAAUUGUGUCUACUGUGUAAUUACCUAGUCUCUCUUUAAGCAACAACAAAUGAUUUCAAUAGGAAGACCCUCAUUAAAGGAUUUAACCACCAGCUGUCCAGAUGAUAAAUCUGAUUAAAAAAGACAGUCUAUGGCAAGGAUCAGCAAAAUGUGGCGCAUUGGUUAGCUUCCUGUUUUGUGAAUAAACUUGUGUACAAUACA
Choloepus didactylus (southern two-toed sloth) is the source of this 3139-nucleotide messenger RNA. RefSeq names its product FA complementation group L (gene FANCL). The record is from RefSeq and is a predicted model, not a curated record. Gene Ontology annotation, cellular component: nucleus; Fanconi anaemia nuclear complex. Bases 62 to 1189 code for a protein of 375 amino acids. Gene Ontology annotation, molecular function: ubiquitin protein ligase activity. The transcript is spliced from 14 exons. Lineage: Eukaryota; Metazoa; Chordata; Mammalia; Pilosa; Megalonychidae. Gene Ontology annotation, biological process: interstrand cross-link repair; protein monoubiquitination.